Messenger RNA from Corticium candelabrum, 567 nucleotides. RefSeq lists its product as uncharacterized. NCBI's taxonomy places the organism in Eukaryota, Metazoa, Porifera, Homoscleromorpha, Homosclerophorida, Plakinidae. The coding region runs from base 1 to 567 and encodes 188 amino acids. The record is from RefSeq and is a predicted model, not a curated record. The transcript has a single exon.
AUGGAUGCUCUCCCACUGGUCCUCCUCGGUGUCCGCACCGCACUGAAAGCAGAUAUCUCGUCUACGGCAGCUGAGAUGGUGUACGGCACAACUCUUCGACUACAUGGAGAAUUCUUUACUACCGCGCGCCCAACUCCUGUUGCUGACCCCACUGACUAUAUAUCUCAACUCAAAGCCCACAUGCAGGUCAUCCGUCCCACCCCACCUCGUCCUACGUCCGCUCUACCACAUAGUCCACUGAGUGAUGACUUUGCGACUACCACUCACGUCUUCAUCCGCCACGAUGCUAUACGCAAACCCGUCCAAGCUCCGUAUGAUGGACCUUACCCAAUCGUCGACCGCACUGACAAACAUUUCACCGUGGAUAGGAACGGUCGCAAAGACACUGUGUCCAUUGAUCGCUUGAAGCCUGCUCAUCUAGAUUGUGACACCGUGACCUCCCCCAGCGAGUCUCCUGACCCACCUUCUACAUCAGAAUGCCGGCAUACUCGCUCGGGACGACGAGUUCACUUUCCACGACGUCUUUCUUCAUACGUGUCGUCGAACACUGGCAGGGGAGUAGUGUAG